AUGUAUAAACAGAAUAUAUAUCUCAAUAACGAUGGACAAUCUUCAACAGACAGUAUAGCACAUUCGAGUUACGCGCCAUCACCGCCUCAAUCCAACUCACCGCAGCAAAACACAACAACAACAGCACCAUCGUCACCAAAGAGGAAACUCAACCAACACUUGAAACAUCAUCGGAUCAACAACUUCUAUUCUUCGUCUCAAAUCAAUCCAAACUACUCGUCAACAAACUUGUCCAAGAUACAGCACCACAACAAUCAUGGAUCUCCACCCACGUUUUACUCCAAUUUCAAUGAAUCAACAACCUCAAUUGGUUCUGGUCAGUACCAGUUGGGCACACCGCCGGUAUUAGGUUCACAUAACUCCUCGUACACUUCGAUCAAGAGCUUGUUGCCGAUGACACCACCAGCUUCAGAAACAACGUCGCCAGAACCCAAGUACUUUGACCUGAAAAGGUCUCUGCCACAAGGCAGGAGCUUGGGACUGGUGUUGCAAAAGGUCAAAUCGUUGAUACCGCCUAUAAACUACACCAUCUGUUCAUUAUGUUUUAUCUGGUAUUUCUUCUCCAUUAUUUCGUCCAACUCGAUCAAGUUGAUUUUAACAAAGUACAGAUACCCAGUUACAGUCACGCAAUUACAAUUCCUCAUGAAUGCAGGGUUGAGUUUGGUUUUGUUGUUUAUUUCCAAGCACUACACCAAUGAAAGAAUUAUUCCUUCGAGUAUACUCCCACCCAAUAGGUCCAUAAGGCAGUUUGUCAUACCGACAAAAUUGAUUCUUUCCACCACUGUGCCGAUGGGAUGUUUCCAAUUUGUUGGUCACUUGACCAGUCACAAGGCAACUUCGGAUAUACCAGUGUCGCUUGUGCAUACCAUCAAAGCGUUGAGUCCAUUGGUGACUGUGCUUGUGUAUCGUUUCAUUUUUAACAGGCGCUAUAAAUUGAGAACCUACUUGACCUUGAUUCCACUUAGUGUUGGGAUUAUGAUGACUUGUUACAAACUGAAAAAGAAGUCAAUUCCAAGCACAACAGGGCAGGUUUCACCUCCAGCGAACAAUAGCUACCUGACUGGACUCAUUUUUGCCUUUAUAUCCAUGUUGAUUUUUGUCAGUCAAAAUAUGUUUGCAAAGAGUAAACUAACACCCAAUACUGUAACACCACAAGAAUCAAAAUCAAUUCCAAUUUCAAAAACUGGACCAAAGAAGUUGGACAAUUUGACCAUCAUCUUCUAUUGCUCAAUAGUGGGGUUCCUAUUCACGUGCCCAAUCUACAUCACCUCCGAAUUCUUCAACAAUACCUUCUCGUUGGCACAGUUGGACUCUACAAUAUUACUGUUGGUUGUUAUAAACGGGUUGGGUCAUUUUAUACAAACCGUUAUUGCAUUUCAAAUCUUGGGACUUUUAUCGCCAAUUGAUUACUCAAUUGCAAACAUUUUGAAAAGAAUAUUUAUUAUACUAAUGUCGUUCUUUUGGGAAGCAAAAAAUUUUACUCCGUUGCAAACGGCGGGAUUAUUCACUACCUUGGUUGGAUUGUAUAGUUACGAUAGGUGGGGAACUCAGCGUUGA
Molecule: messenger RNA, 1557 nt
Organism: Lodderomyces theae
Lineage: Eukaryota; Fungi; Ascomycota; Pichiomycetes; Serinales; Debaryomycetaceae
Gene: SLY41
Product: Sly41p
Exons: 1
Coding region: 1-1557 (518 amino acids)
Biological process (GO): phosphoenolpyruvate transmembrane import into Golgi lumen
Cellular component (GO): Golgi apparatus; endoplasmic reticulum
Molecular function (GO): antiporter activity; phosphoenolpyruvate transmembrane transporter activity
Source: RefSeq, a predicted model, not a curated record